AUGGCUGCACAAGAUGGCACGAUCACGCCGCUCGAGAAGGGCGGACGUCUCGAGGACUCCAUUCACAACCGGCUGAGGGCCAAUUCAACUAUAAUGCAGUUGAACAAGAUUCUCGUUGCCAAUCGAGGCGAGAUCCCCAUUCGUAUCUUCCGUACCGCCCACGAACUAUCCCUCCAGACUGUUGCUGUUUACAGCUAUGAGGAUAGGCUUGGUAUGCACAGGCAAAAGGCGGACGAAGCAUACAUGAUCGGUACGAGAGGUCAAUACACUCCUAUCGGAGCAUACCUUGCCGGCGACGAGAUUAUCAAGAUUGCAGUGGCCCAUGGGGUGGAGUUGAUCCAUCCUGGCUAUGGGUUUCUGUCUGAGAACUCUGAGUUCGCUCGCAAGGUCGAAGAGGCUGGCAUCAUCUUCGUCGGGCCCAGCUGGAAGACUAUCGAGGAGCUCGGUGACAAGGUGUCCGCCAGGAACCUUGCCGCAAAAGCCGACGUGCCCUGCGUUCCCGGUACUGACGGCCCUGUUGAGAAGUACGAGGACGUGAAGAGCUUCACAGACAAGUAUGGCUUUCCAAUCAUCAUCAAGCUGCGUUCGGUGGUGGUGGCCGUGCGUGCCACCUCCGAGGCCAAGUCGGCUUUCGGCAACGGCACUGUCUUCGUGGAGCGCUUCCUCGACAAGCCCAAACAUAUCGAGGUGCAGCUUCUGGGUGACAACCAUGGCAACAUCGUUCACCUGUACGAGCGUGACUGCUCUGUUCAGAGACGUCACCAGAAGGUUGUCGAGCUUGCGCCAGCGAAGGAUCUACCGGUCGAAACCCGCGAUGCCAUUCUCAACGACGCUGUCAGGCUCGCGAAGACCGCCAACUAUCGCAACGCAGGCACUGCUGAGUUCUUGGUCGACCAACAGAACCGACAUUACUUCAUCGAGAUCAACCCACGUAUUCAGGUCGAGCACACGAUCACUGAGGAGAUCACUGGUAUUGACAUUGUCGCUGCUCAGAUCCAGAUCGCUGCAGGUGCUACGCUCGCGCAGCUUGGUUUGACGCAGGACCGCAUUUCUACUCGCGGCUUCGCCAUUCAGUGCCGCAUCACCACAGAAGAUCCUGCGCAGGGCUUCCAGCCUGAUACUGGCAAGAUUGAGGUGUACCGAUCUGCAGGUGGUAACGGUGUUCGUCUUGAUGGUGGCAAUGGCUUCUCUGGCGCGAUCAUCACUCCCCACUACGAUUCCAUGUUGGUCAAAUGCUCAUGCCAUGGCUCCACCUACGAGAUCGUUCGGAGGAAAAUGCUCCGAGCGCUGGUCGAAUUCCGCAUCCGAGGCGUCAAGACAAACAUCCCGUUCUUGACAUCGCUCCUUACCCAUCCGACCUUCAUCGAGGGCAGUUGCUGGACGACCUUCAUCGACGAUACUCCUGAGCUGUUCAAGCUGAUCGGAUCGCAGAACAGAGCUCAGAAGCUGCUUCAGUACCUUGGCGACGUUGCAGUCAAUGGAUCCAGCAUUGCUGGCCAAAUUGGCGAGUCGAAGUUCAAGGGUGACAUCAUCUAUCCUAAGAUCAUGCAGGAGGAUGGCAAGACCGAGGUCGAUCUCUCGAAGCCAUGCCAGGUCGGGUGGAAGCAGGUUCUCGACAAGGACGGCCCAGAGGGACUCGCAAAGGCUGUUCGUGCCAACAAGGGCUGUCUGAUCAUGGACACAACUUGGAGAGACGCUCACCAGUCGCUACUGGCCACUCGUGUCCGCACAGUCGACCUAUGCAACAUUGCUAAGGAAACCAGCUACGCUCUCAGCAAUGCAUUCGCUCUCGAGUGUUGGGGCGGUGCCACCUUUGACGUCGCCAUGCGCUUCUUGUACGAGGAUCCGUGGGACCGUCUUAAGAAGAUGCGGAAGCUUGUGCCAAACAUCCCCUUCCAGAUGCUGCUUCGAGGUGCCAAUGGUGUGGCGUACAAGUCAUUGCCCGACAAUGCCAUCUACCACUUCUGCAAGCAGGCGAAGAAGUGCGGUAUGGAUAUCUUCAGAAUCUUUGAUGCUCUGAACGACAUCGAUCAGCUUGAGGUCGGUAUCAAGGCUGUGAAGGAGGCUGGCGGUGUUGUGGAGGGCACCGUUUGCUAUUCCGGUGACAUGCUUAUUCCAGGCAAGAAGUACAACCUCGAGUACUACAUGGAUCUCAUUGAGAAGAUCGUGAAUCUUGGUAUUCACAUUCUCGGUGUCAAGGAUAUGGCUGGUGUUCUGAAGCUCCUGCCGCGAAGAUCCUGA
Messenger RNA from Cyphellophora attinorum, 2241 nucleotides. RefSeq names its product Pyruvate carboxylase. The transcript is spliced from 2 exons. Gene Ontology annotation, cellular component: cytoplasm. Lineage: Eukaryota; Fungi; Ascomycota; Eurotiomycetes; Chaetothyriales; Cyphellophoraceae. Gene Ontology annotation, biological process: gluconeogenesis; pyruvate metabolic process. The coding region runs from base 1 to 2241 and encodes 746 amino acids. The record is from RefSeq and is a predicted model, not a curated record. Gene Ontology annotation, molecular function: metal ion binding; ATP binding; pyruvate carboxylase activity.